Messenger RNA from Oryzias melastigma (Indian medaka), 5365 nucleotides. Its product is annotated as neural cell adhesion molecule L1-like protein. Gene Ontology annotation, molecular function: protein binding. Bases 399 to 4121 code for a protein of 1240 amino acids. Gene Ontology annotation, biological process: cell-cell adhesion. Lineage: Eukaryota; Metazoa; Chordata; Actinopteri; Beloniformes; Adrianichthyidae. The transcript is spliced from 28 exons. The record is from RefSeq and is a predicted model, not a curated record.
AUUGUACUUGAAUACUCGACAGGCUUUGUGGCAGCCGUCACUUGUCCUGUGACCCUAGUAACUUCUAAAAUAGAGCGUCCGGUGCUGACUCGAGUCCCACUUGUUGACAGCGCACUUUCGGCUGUCGCUCACAACACAACAGUUUGACGCGCCGGAAGGCUGCGCGGCUCCAAAGACGCACCAAACUUACGCACAACUUUUUCUCGACAGAGGCGCUUUGGCGUGUCUCUGCUCAAACCGGCUCCGAACAAACCUGAAGCUCUUGAAACACAGACUGAAAACGAGCGAGUCCUGUCAUCUGCUGCUGAUCCGCGUGUGGGUCCUUUGUGCCUUACAACGUCCGUGUAGCAGCUAAUCAUCACCCCUGGACUCAAGUGCCACCUAAUCAGCGGAGGGGGAUGAGGAUGGUUGAGAGCCUGACGUUAGUUCUGCUUUGGACCUUGAGUUACCAAGCGGCUGGCCUUAAUAUUCCUUUGGAAGUGAAGCAGCCGCCGACCAUAACAUCUCAUUCAGAAACUCCUAUUAUUGUGCUUCCCCUUGACAACUCCGUUACCAUCACAUGUGAAGCCAGAGGAAAUCCACCCCCCAUAUACAGAUGGACAAAAGAUGGAGAGGACGUGACAUUAUCAAACAUCACAUCAAUAACAUCAGGCCCAACGAGUGGAGCUUUAAAGUUUCACGGCAUGGCCCUUCGCCAGGUUCAGGGCAAAUACAGAUGCUUUGCUUCAAACCAGCUGGGUACAGCCAUGACCAAUGACAUUGAGAUCAUAGUGUCUGGCAGUCCCAAGUUUCCGAAGGAAACAAUUCCUCCAGUUGUUGUCAAUGAGGGAGAUCCGGUCAUCCUGGAGUGUAAUCCUCCUGAAGCUGUUGUCCCUCGCCAGCUCUACUGGAUGACUCUUGGUCUGGAGCAUAUCAAGCAGGAUAAGAGGGUUUCCAUGGGAACAGAUGGCAACCUGUACUUUUCUAAUGCCUUAGAAAACGACAGUCGGCAGGAUUAUUGCUGCUCAGCCGCCUUCCCCAGGAUUCGCACCAUGGUCCAGCAAAGUCCCAUGGUUCUGGAAGUCAAAAGCAUGAAACCUGCUAAUGGCUCCUCUGCCGCAAAGUCCCCCCCAGCAAGAGCACCCAGCAUGCUGCUGCCCUCUGGUGUUCAGACGGAGAAGGUGCUGAUGAAGGGGGAGGAACUGCAGCUCGAGUGCAUAACAGCAGGCUUCCCCACGCCUGACGUGACCUGGAUGAAAAUGGGUGAAGAGCUGUCAGAUCGGACAAAACUGAGAAACUUUGACAAGCUGUUGACCAUAUCUGCUGUUGAAGAGACGGAUCAGGGCAAAUACAUGUGCACCGCUUCUAAUUCCGCUGGAAAGACUGUGCACUACUUUCGUGUGAUAGUGGAAGAGCCACCGAUAUGGUUGGGUGAUCCUCCUCAGGGCCAGAUUACUACCAUCGGGUCUGAUGUUCAUAUUAAGUGCUCAGUUGGAGGAACACCUCUACCAGAUAUAACGUGGAAAAGGAACGGAGAAUUAUUUAAAGAUGACUCUGAGAAUUACAAGCGAGUUCUCGAUGACACUGUGGUGCUUCACAACGCCAUGGAGGAGGACAGUGGUGUCUACCAGUGUGAAGCCUCCAACCGUCACGGAAGGAUUCUGGCCAACAUAAACAUCCUGGUCAUGAGUAAGCCUCCUCUGAUACUGACGAAGGACGUCCAGGAGUAUGCAGUGAUCCUGGGAAAUAACAUCCUCAUAAACUGCAGUGUUUUCAGCUCUCCUCCAGCCAGCAUUUCUUGGAUGAAAGAGGAGGCAGUCCUCACUGGGGAACGGUUUUCUGCCUUUGAUAACAACCAGUCGCUGAAAAUCAUGAAAGCUGAAACAAGUGACAGUGGGAAGUAUGAGUGUGUGGCCAAAAACACAGAGGGAUCAUCGAGUAUUACUGCACUUCUGGAUGUCAAAGAGCCCACAAAAAUAGUGAGUCCACCUCAGAACAAGCAGAUCAUCAGUGGGACUUCAGCUAAACUAGUGUGCGAGGUGACAUAUGAUAAAAGUCUGCAGGACAGCUUUGAGUUGGAGUGGAGGAAAGAUGGAGAAAAGAUCUCACCGUCUGAAGAGAACAGCUUCAGGUACAUCAGAGGUGAUCACAAAUUGCAGAUCAUGAACGUGAACCUGAGAGACCAGGGACUGUACACAUGCAUUGCCAGAACACGCUUGGAUGAGGUCAAUGCCACUGCCCUAAUAAUCGUGUUAGAUGUUCCUGAUGCGCCAGAGAGGUUAAAGAUAAUUGAAAUCAAGGAUUCGAGGAAUAUUGUUAUCUCCUGGACGCCUGGAAGUGAUCACAACAGCUCCAUCACAGAAUUCGUAGUGGAGUAUGAGGAGAACCAAUGGGAGCCAGGGAGGUGGAAGGAGCUAAAGAGGGUUCCUGGUAACCAGGCAACAGCGGAGCUGGCUCUGUUUGGAAACCUCAGGUAUCAGUUUAGAGUUUAUGCUGUUAAUGCCAUCGGGCCUGGAACCCCCAGUGAGCCAUCUGAGAGACACAGCACAGACCCUACUGUACCUGACAGGAAUCCAGAAAACAUUCAAAUUCAUGGAAAUAUCCCCUACCAAAUGGAAAUUAGCUGGAGUCCACUAUUACUGACUGAGUCCAAUGGACCAGGCAUUGAAUACAAGGUGAGCUACCGCAGACUGGAAGUGGAAGAUGCAUGGACAGAGCAGCUAGUCCAAAGACCCCUCUAUGUUGUGAAAGGCACGCCCGCCUUUACCCCCUACGAGAUCAAAGUUCAUGCCAGGAACAGCUUUGGGUGGGGCCCCGAGCCUAAGGUGGUCACAGGUUACUCUGGAGAAGAUACGCCAUCCACUGCACCACAGGACGUAGCAGUUGAGGUGAUCAACACUACUGCUGUCCGAGUUAGCUGGACCCAGGUUCCAGCUGCUACAGUUCGAGGUCAUCUCCAGGGUUAUGAAGUUCAGUGGGUGAGAACGAGAAAUUUCCUGGAUCGAGAGAAGACUUUAAAUGAAAAGCGGUCGGAGUCUUUUCCUGGAAACAGGAGUCACGCCAUUGUGGCAGGGCUCAAACCCUACUCAGAGUACAAACUCACUGUCAGGGUUGUCAACAAGAAGGGGAAAGGCCCCAUGAGUGAUCCUGUCACCUUCACUACUCCAGAAGGAGCACCAGGAUUGCUGCCCACCUUAACCGCCUCAGACUGCAGGGCAGAUUCUAUGCUGCUGGUAUGGGGACCACCUCUGGAGACAAACGGCAUCCUCUUCGGCUAUCACCUCCAGUACCACCUCUUAAAUGAGAGUACGAAGGAGGUGAUUGAUUCCCAAGAGAUGAACAUCACCGGAGCUGACAUCACCCAGUGGCGACUUACAGGAUUAAACUCGGGCAGCCGCUACCGCAUUCACCUCAGAGCCUGCACUAAAGCGAGUUGUGGACCUCCACAGUCAAAGGAGGGCGAGACUUUACCUACACUGAUUCCAGCCCUGUUGAACAUAAGCUCUUAUGUGAGUGACACCUUUGCCAAAAUCAGCUGGACUGCCACAGAAGAGCAGAGGGAGUUGCAGCUUUAUGUGGCUUAUAUGAAUAACCGUGAUGGUAAAUGGCAUUUCUCAGAGGCUAUAAACGUUUCUCAAAGUUUCCACAUCAUUGAUGGGCUCAAACCUGGGACGAAGUACACUGUACGCCUCAUGGCCAAGAAACUACUUGAUAAUGCUAGCUUUUUCGAAGAUGUAAUCCAGACACAAAUCAAAGGUAAGAUUGAAGACCCAAAGGACGCUUCAACGACGGGCUGGAUUAUAGGGACCAUGUGUGCUUUGGCCCUGCUUGUCAUUGUUGCACUCAUAUUUUUUUGUCUAAUGAAGAAAAAAGGUGGCAAAUAUGCAGUGAAAGAGAAGGAGGAUCUCCACUGUGACACGGAGUCACAAGGAAUGAUGGAUGAAUGCAGUGAAAAAAAGCAGCAGAAGGAUUGCACUUUCUUCCCCCUGGAUGAUAACAGCGUUUUAAACUACACAGAAGAAGACGACGACGACGCAUUCAACGAGGAUGGAUCUUUUAUUGGAGAAUACUCUGAUCCAAACCGCCGCAAAGGAUCAUAUGAAUCCCUCGACAUCCCUAGAUUCAAACACACUGCAAUAUAAUUUUUUUAUCUGCCUCUUUGAUAUGCAUAAUAGUUCUGACAGACAAAAAUGUGAAACAAGAAUUUAAUUUGGGAAAAAAUCUUUUGAACUGGAAAAUGUUUUUGAAAGGACACACAUCUUUAGUUGAGCAUUUGGGUCUGUGUAUAUAUUGUAAAAAAAUGAUUGUAAUAAAUUUUAUGAUCUUUUAUAUUGAAAAAUACUUUAAUACUAUUUUUACAAACUUUUGCACAAUGAAUCAAAUGUCAGUUCAGUCGUGGUUUGCACUGCAGGAUGUUUAUAUUUACCAAGCUCCCUGUCCAGAGGAAUUUUCCUGUUUGUGAUAAAAUAUUCUGUCUAUUGGUCUGUUUUUUGUGUCUGCAGGAGUUUGGAGUUCUUUCAUUUACAAGUUUUACCAACAUUUGUGGGAUUUUUUUCACGAUAAAGAUAUGAAUGUGUUUUUUAAAACUCAAUUUAUUUUCUCUUUAAAAAAACGAUGAAAAGAAAUAAACUUCAACAAAAUUGGAUUUUGAUAAAGAUGUUUUAGCAGAAGGGAAGGGCAUUAGACUUUUAAGGUUUAUCAUAAAAUCUGAAACACACCUGAAAGAUAACAUUGAAUCACUGAAUAAAGAAUAUUUUCGUUUGUGUUUGUAUAUGCACAUCGUUUGUUCCACACAUUGAGCUCACACCAUUCUAAAUAUGUCUUUUUUUAAUACAUUUUUUUAAAUUUGUACCAUUGUUUCUUUUUUAUUUUAAUUAAUUUAUCUUUUGCUUAUUUCAAAUGAGUUAUCUUCAAACAAAACAUAAUGAGUUGUGGAUACUAAAUUAUUUUUAAUGAAUAGCAAAAGAAAAAAAUAUUUUUGAAUACAUUAUUCAUAUCUCCCUAUGGAUAAUCAGCAGAAUAAAAACAAGGUUUAAAGAUCAAAUAUGAAAGUUAUAAUCACUCAAAGCCAAGAUGGAGCACAUUUUUAAAAAGAAGAAAAGAAACAGCCACAUUUAGUUCAAGGUUAUGCACCUUUAACAAGUAAAAAAAAAAAUUAUAAUCAAAUGUCUUUAUAAUUUUGCUUUUUAUUUUACCAACUUAUUCAAUCAAAAGUUAAUCAUGUUCUAAUGUAUUUACUGUAGAGGCUUCAGAUUUUAGUAACUUUUUUUUGUUGUUUUAGUCUCUGAAGUAAAAUUUUUACUCCUCUUGUAUUAAAACUUAUUUAACCAAAAGUAAAUAUUAAUCCCAAUUCUGACAUAGUUGAACUAUGGUACUUGGGGUAAAA